CUCUCUAUUUAUUUUCAAAAGAUCUAGUAAUCUUAUAUGGGAAUUAAGCACAAAUUAUAUAUGUUUUCUAGUAUAACCAGGACAAAAAUUCUAUUUCAGUUAGAAUUAAUUAAUCCAAUUUCCUUAAAACCCUAAAUACUCAAUCCCUCUAUAAAUACACAAUUAACGUUUCUCCAAAAUAUUAUCUUCUCUCUCUCUAAGAAGACGCCAAUCUCCUCUCUCUCUCUUUCAUCUCCUUCUCUCUCUAAGAAAACAAUGGCAUCUUCCUCAAGCACUGCAACCGAGAAGAAGAAGAUUAUCCUGGUGAGCUCCGACGGUCACACGUUCGAGAUCGAUGAGGAUGUUGCCGAACAUUCUCUGACCAUAAAAAACAUGAUCGAAGAUGGAUGCGCCGACAACCCUAUCCCUCUCCCUAACGUCGCUUCGGAGACUCUGGCCAAGGUUAUUGAGUACUGCAAGCGCCUCACUAAAGCCCCCGAUACAGGCGCCGCCGAUUCACCUACGCAAGAACCCGAAACCGAGUUCCCCACCCUUUUUGAACUCAUAUCGGCAGCAAACUACUUAAACAUCAAGAGCUUGCUCGACGACAAGUGUCAACGUGUAGCAGACCAGAUGAAGGGUAUGUCAGUAGAAGAGGUUCGCAAGUUAUUCAACAUUGAAAACGACUAUACUAAAGAGGAGGAAGACGAUGUUCGCAACGAGAAUCCCUGGGUUUUUGAGGAAAAUUGAAUAUGCUGCUCUUGAUCUUUUUCAUUUAGUUUAUUAAUUAGUUAAUCUCUAGUUUUUGACAUAUUUCCUACUUUAAUUUUGUUUGUUUUAAGUCGUUCUUUUGAAUAUCUACAUCAAUUAUAUAAGAUGAUUGUUGAUUAUUUACAACUCUUCUUGUUUGCCAUCUUCAUCCUCAUUCUUGUUUCAACAAAAAAUAAAUAUUCAAUUUUACUAUUUAAUUAAUUAUUUUUCAAGAGAUAUUUAGUAUUUAUUAUUCUAUUAUAAUAACUCGACAUUGUGAACCUGAG
Messenger RNA from Erythranthe guttata (spotted monkey flower), 1016 nucleotides. RefSeq names its product SKP1-like protein 1B. NCBI's taxonomy places the organism in Eukaryota, Viridiplantae, Streptophyta, Magnoliopsida, Lamiales, Phrymaceae. Gene Ontology annotation, biological process: ubiquitin-dependent protein catabolic process. The record is from RefSeq and is a predicted model, not a curated record.